This is a messenger RNA of Menidia menidia (Atlantic silverside), 2173 nucleotides long. The record is from the annotation of a GenBank genome assembly. Lineage: Eukaryota; Metazoa; Chordata; Actinopteri; Atheriniformes; Atherinopsidae.
GUCAAUCAAAAACAGUGUUACGACACCCCCAAACGUGCUCAUGUAAGCUGUUGUGUAAAGAGGAGGCUUCUUACGUGUGUCUGACUGGGCUGCCGAAGCAGUUGCUGUUUCGGUUGUACUUACGGGCGUUAUAUAUAUUUAUUUAUUUAUUUUCUGUGUCUGUCGAAGUGCUGUGAAGACGGUUAACGUGAAGCUUCGCAUCGUGUAUGACCUGCGCGUGGACGAGCUCAUUCAUUUUCUGUGCACCCAAGCGGUUGUGGAAGCUCGCCAUUCGCCCCAAAAGGCCCAGCUCGUCACUCUCCCUCCUGUUCGACUCAUUGGUCGGCGAGGCUGCGAUGUCGGGCAAAAAGCGGAAAGCGUCAACCCCCGCCGGAGGCAAGGACCCCGGCGCCAAGCAGCCGAAGCUGUCCUCCUCCUCUUCCUCCUCGGAGGAGGAGAAGCCGAAGAGAGCCGCGGGCUGGCUGCAGAGCCUCGUCGAGCAGCAGAGGGCAGAGAAGAAGGAGAUGAAGUUCAACAAAAAGCGCCAGCGCAUUCUAACGGACGCAGAGAAGAUCAAGCAGGGCUCGGAGGGGGUGCUUUACUGGAUGCUGAGGGACCAAAGAGUGCAGGAUAAUUGGGCACUCAUCCGCGCCCAGCAACUGGCUGCAAAGAAGGAGCUACCCCUGCAUGUGUGUUUCUGUUUGGAUGUGCCAGAGUCUGAGCUGUCCACUCUGAGACAUUAUGGCUUUCUGCUGAAGGGUUUGGAGGAAGUUGCAAAGGAAUGCAAACACUUGAACAUGCAGUUCCACUUGCUGCGCGGAGCAGCGGGGGAAGCACUCCCCGGCUUCGUGUCGGAUCGCAGCUUCGGGGCGGUGGUGACAGACUUCUCCCCCCUCAGAGAGCCUCUGGGGUGGUUGAAAAGCGUCAAAAAGAGCCUGCCGAAGGACGUACCCCUCAUACAGGUCGACGCCCAUAACAUCGUUCCCUGCUGGGUGGCUUCGCCUAAACUCGAGUACUCGGCCAGGACAAUCAGAGGCAAAAUCACCAAACUUUUGCCAGAGUUCCUCACCGAUUUACCCCUUGUGGAGAGGCACCCUCACACUGCUACAAAGGGCGCCAAACCGGUUGACUGGGAGGAGACCCUGGAGUCCCUGCAGGUGGACAGAACGGUGGCGGAGCCGGCGUGGGCCGAGCCCGGCGCCAAAGCGGGGAUGGCCAUGCUGGAGUCCUUCAUCGACGUCCGCCUCAAGCUGUUCGGCACCCAGCGCAACGACCCCAACGUGGCGGCGCUCAGCCAGCUGUCGCCAUGGCUGCGCUUCGGCCAGAUUUCUGCCCAGCGCGUGGCGCUGCAGGUCCAGCGCUGUGGGAAGAGCGCAAGUCAGUCCAUUCCCCCCUUCAUCGAGGAGCUGGUGGUGCGAAGGGAGCUGACGGACAACUUCUGCUUCUACAACAAGAAAUACGACAGCGUGGAGGGUGCUUAUGAGUGGGCUCAGAAGACGUUAAAAGACCACGCUAAAGACAAGAGGGAGUACAUUUACACACGAGAGCAACUGGAGAAGGCAAAGACUCACGACAAGCUGUGGAACGCUGCUCAGUAUCAGAUGGUGACCGAGGGCAAAAUGCACGGUUUCCUGAGAAUGUACUGGGCCAAGAAGAUUCUGGAGUGGACUCCCUCUCCGGAAGAGGCGCUCUCCAUCGCUCUGUACCUGAACGAUCGCUACGAGCUGGACGGUCAGGACCCCAAUGGCUUUGUCGGCUGUAUGUGGUCCAUCUGCGGCAUCCACGAUCAGGGCUGGGCAGAGAGGCCUAUAUUCGGGAAGAUCCGCUUCAUGAACUACAAAGGCUGCCUCCGGAAGUUCAACGUGGCACAGUUUGAGAAAAAGUACUAUCCCAAAAAGGCCUGAGGGCUGGUAUUUAUGAAUAGCCUGUAAUCUCUCACUUCUCGGCUCAGGAAUAUUUUUUUAUAAACUUCUCAGUAGUGAAAGUUUGUCAGCAUUUUAUGUUUGUAAGAUUUUGUUUUGCUCGAAGUUUUGUAUUUUUGGAAAAACUGUAAGCUGUUUGUGUUGGUUUGCAAUGAGCUGUGGUGGCCUUUUUGUUUUUUGUUUUUUUACUUUUUCUUUGUAAGCCGAUCUUUUUUUUUUUUUAAAUCUUUUUUUUUUUUAAUGUAACUGCCGUCUUUAUUUUCUUUCUAAAU